Molecule: messenger RNA, 989 nt
Organism: Copidosoma floridanum
Lineage: Eukaryota; Metazoa; Arthropoda; Insecta; Hymenoptera; Encyrtidae
Molecular function (GO): protein binding
Source: RefSeq, a predicted model, not a curated record
ACUUGACAACUGCGGAUCCUGUGCCACAGAUGCGGGAAGGAAAAAAUUAAAAACAUCAUCAUUCAAUUUUUGUUUUGUGUUGAAGAGAAAAAGGAGAUAUGUGAGCCAGACAGAGGAUAAAUUUUUUUUUUCUGCUGUUUGUUCGCUGACAUGAAGGAGGAAUCUGAUUUUGAAUUCACGGACGAGUUUACGCACAGUCCUCAGGAUACCAAUACUGGAAUAUUGUCCAGCAACAGCACAGGAUCGCCCAUUGGAAUUAGGCCAAGGCCAGUGAUUUGCAAGCCUGGUAAUGUCAACGUGUCGAGCUGCAAAUCCGAGCCUUUAGAGACCAAGAAACACUGGGCACCUGGUGCUUGGCAGGAUGCAACUAGGAAGAGUGCAUUUCAGCCGUAUAAGCCUCCAACUUUACUGACAAAUUUACAAAGAGGAAACACGCAAACAGAGAUUUUGCUACCCUAUGGCACAGGCGAUGUUACUUUUUACACCAUGGCUGGCCAGGGUGAGCUGACAGCUGACAAUAUUCAUGCAGGCUCUGUGGAUACUCUGGAUGAUAAUGGUUUGACUGGAUUGAUGUGGGCAGCUGGUUAUGGACAAUUGAGCAGUGCAAGAUUGUUGUUGCAAGCUGGGGCAAAUCAAAAUAAAAAAGGAUCACAGGGUCAAACACCUCUGCACUUUGCUGCUGCCUCUGGUCACCAUGAUCUUGUUAGAUUGUUGUUAAAUCAUGGUGCCAACCCAAAUGCAUGCGAAGAUGAGGGGAAUACACCUUUGAUUUAUGGAGCGCAAGGUGAUCAUCCGCACGUUUGUUAUGAGCUCUUGGAAAAGGGAGCUGAUAUAACGAUAACCAAUGUACACGGAAUCAAUGCUUACAAAGCAGCUAUUCUCAAGAAUGCAACAACAGCCAAAGCAGUAAUAGAAAAUUUCCUCAUUAAAAAAAUUGUCAACCUAUCACCGGAUAUAUUCCAGCAAUGAACAGCAAUUUAAAUUAAGUU